GCAAGCACAGUGAAUAUUUGGUUCAUAACUGUGGACAGUAGGAAGAACACCAGCUUUGGAGUCAGUUCAGACCUGUGUCUGCUGCAUUGCUGAAAUCUUGGGCAAGUCUUUCAGCCUGGUAUGGCAGAAAAACCAUUGUGUAUGUCCACACAAAUACCCCAUGAUGAAGAUACACAAAGAGGAGAUAGUGUCCGUUGCUUAACAACGCUUGGUCAUUUUGGUUUUGAAUGUUUGCCUCAUCAGUUGGUAAACCAAUCUAUUCAACAAGGAUUUUCUUUUAAUAUUCUCUGUGUGGGGGAAACUGGAAUUGGAAAAUCAACACUCAUCGACACAUUAUUCAAUACUAAUUUGAAAGACAAAAAAUCCUCACAUUUUUACUCAAAUGUUGGACUUAAAAUUCAGACAUAUGAACUUCAGGAAAGUAAUGUUCAAUUGAAAUUAACUGUUGUGAAAACAGUGGGAUACGGUGAUCAAAUAAACAAAGAAGCCAGCUACCAACCUAUAGUUGAAUAUGUAGAUGCUCAGUUUGAGGCCUAUCUUCAAGAAGAAUUGAAAAUUAAACGUUCCUUCAUUGACUACCAUGAUUCCCGUAUACAUGUGUGCCUUUACUUCAUUUCACCUACAGGACAUUCUUUGAAGUCCAUUGAUCUAUUAACUAUGAAGAACAUUGACAAUAAGGUGAACAUUAUACCAUUGAUUGCCAAAGCAGAUACAAUUUCUAAAAACGACUUACAGAAAUUCAAGUGUAAAAUAGUGAGUGAAUUGGUUAGUAAUGGCAUCCAGAUAUAUCAGUUCCCAACAGAUGAUGAAACUACUGCUCAGGUGAAUUCCUCAAUGAAUGGACAAUUACCUUUUGCUGUAGUAGGGAGUAUGGAUGAAGUGAAAGUUGGAAAAAGAAUGGUCAGAGGCCGUCAGUACCCUUGGGGAGUUUUACAAGUGGAAAAUGAAAAUCACUGUGACUUUGUCAAGCUCCGGGAUAUGCUUCUUUGUAUAAAUAUGGAAGACCUGAAAGAACAAACUCACACUCAGCACUAUGAACGUUAUAGGUGCUGCAAACUGGAGAAAAUGGGCUUUACUGAUGUGGGCCCAGACAACAAGCCACUUAGUUUUCAAGAGAUCUAUGAAGAUAAAAGACAAAAGUUCUAUGAUCAAUGUCAGAGGGAAGAAGAAGAAUUGAAACAAAAGUUUAUGCAGCGAGUAAAGGAUAAAGAAACAACAUUUAAAGAAUCUGAAAAAGAGUUACAGGAAAAGUUUGACCAUCUUAAACGAGUCCAACAAGAGGAGACAAUGAAACUUGAGGAGAAGAGAAGACAAUUGGAAGAAGAAAUAAUGGAUUUUUAUAAAUUGAAGGCUGUUUCUGGAACAUUACAGACUCUGGUGUGCACCAAUAUAAAGAAGGAGAAAGAUCUGACAUGUCUAGUAAGGAGUUGUUCUGGCUGCGGUGAAAGAGGUUCCUGCCUGUUUUCUGCUCCAGGAAUUUGA
Messenger RNA from Panthera uncia (snow leopard), 1482 nucleotides. RefSeq names its product septin 14 (gene SEPTIN14). Gene Ontology annotation, cellular component: cell division site; septin ring; septin complex. The transcript is spliced from 11 exons. Gene Ontology annotation, biological process: cytoskeleton-dependent cytokinesis. The coding region runs from base 121 to 1482 and encodes 453 amino acids. NCBI's taxonomy places the organism in Eukaryota, Metazoa, Chordata, Mammalia, Carnivora, Felidae. Gene Ontology annotation, molecular function: GTPase activity; GTP binding; molecular adaptor activity. The record is from RefSeq and is a predicted model, not a curated record.